Chelonus insularis is the source of this 2908-nucleotide messenger RNA. RefSeq names its product dual specificity protein phosphatase 15. Gene Ontology annotation, cellular component: cytosol. Lineage: Eukaryota; Metazoa; Arthropoda; Insecta; Hymenoptera; Braconidae. The record is from RefSeq and is a predicted model, not a curated record. Gene Ontology annotation, biological process: protein dephosphorylation; signal transduction. The transcript has 10 exons. Gene Ontology annotation, molecular function: protein tyrosine phosphatase activity; protein tyrosine/serine/threonine phosphatase activity. The coding region runs from base 1552 to 2658 and encodes 368 amino acids.
AGUGCUCCAAAAUUAUAAAUAAUUAUUUUAAUGACAAUAAUGAUUAGAGACAUACAACAUUUGUCUCUAAUUGACACAAAUAAUUAAAUUUAUGGUGAAAUGAAUUAUAAACUGAAAGUUUCUAUUUCAAAGGAAAUUUGAAAAUGCUAUAUCGGAAUCUCGCUUUUAGAAAGAUUUAUAGCUUUAGGUUCAAUUCUUAUUUAUGUAGCUGGAUUAAAUCGAUAAAAUUGGCCAUCAGACUUUAGCAUCACAUUUGGCUCAGUAUAUUUUGUGAUAAUGAUUUUUGUUGAUCUGGCAAAGUUACAAUAACCAAUGCGGUUCUUCGUCUUAGUUAAACUUUUUAUAAAUUCUAUAUUCAUACCCAUCAUGACAACUACUUCCUUAAAAAGUAGAAUCGUAACCAACGGCAACUUGAAUAUGGCUUUCAAAAAAAUCAAUGACCGAAAUUACUUUAAUAUCCUGAUGGUAAUUCAAAAAAUAGCUUUAGAUUCAUUUUUAGCACAGCAUUGAAGAUGAACUGAAUGGUACCUAUAAGGUGAUAGAAGACAUCUUCAAUAAAUAAUUCUAUCGAUGAUAGAAGGUUAGUAAAAAAAACCUGGAACAUGUAACUGAGCUUGCCCUAAUUAGUUCAGUCUAUUUCAAGCACUAAAAGAAGCCUUCCACUUCAUAUUACAAUUCAUAUAAAAUAUGCAUCUACGUGACGAUGAUCUUAUAAAUAAUAAAUAAGCUUUUCAUUAAUAUGGGUGAAAAAUCUGCAUUUGGCAGUGAAGAAAUAUCAACAUGCCAGGAGAGCUACACGAUAUAUUGUAAUAUAAAGCUAAUGAGCUGGUGUAUGUCAUAACAAGGAUCGUGUAUUGAGCGGCGCGUGCGUAAGCUGACAGUUAAGCCAGCUAAAUCGCAAGUAGUUGAGAAUGGUCGCGAUAGCCGCGAUCACCUACUAUACCUGGAGCUGCUACCAAUGCCAGUCUAAUUUCACGCGCUAUUGAUACAUGUUCAACUGUCAACAAUUUAUUGGAAAGAUUGGUUAAUUGACUAUAAGGAUUCUUCGUCUACUAUUAUUCAAUAAUUAACUUCAAUAUAAAUUCAAUUUAAACAGUUAUGUGAAGCAAUCUAGUGUAGUCUAGUACAUACAGUGCUGUGAUUAAUUGAACCAUUUAGUGUUCAUUCAUGAACACUUUGCUCUGAAAUAGUAUAAUACAUUUUAUAAUUGAUGUCAUUAAAAAAUAUCUGAGAUCUUUUGAUUAAUUGAAAAAUGUCCAUGGGAUUGAAAGCUAAGCAGAAUUGUGAUUCAGCAAUGUAAGAUUUUUUGAGUUGGUGGGUAAAGUAUUGAUGCAUGGUGAUAUACAAAAUGACACAUAUCUAUUCUAUGCUCAUUGACCAAGUAAAUAAUAAUCAGCGAUUUGUACAUAAGUUAUAAAAAAGAAGAAUGAGAGAGACAACAAAGGAACGACCUGUGGGCUCUUCAAAGAGCAUGAAAUCAAUUAUUGUAGAUCAAAUUAUAAAGUGCACGUGCUCACUGAGCUAAUUUAAAUAAUUGUCUGAAAUAACAGUAUGGGGAAUGGAAUGAAUAAGGUCCUGCCCGGUCUUUAUGUUGGUAAUUAUAGAGACAGUAAAGAUGAAGCACAGUUGGAACGGUUUGAAAUUACGCAUAUUUUAGCGAUUCAUGAUGCUGCUCGUCGUCUUCACUCUGACAAGCACUAUCUAUGUAUUUUGGCUGCGGACACACCAGAUCAAAAUCUUUCCCAAUAUUUUUCAUUAUGUAAUGAUUUCAUCCAUGCUGCUCGUCUACGUGGUGGAAAUGUACUUAUACACUGUUUGGCAGGCAUGUCAAGGAGUGUUACAGUGGCAGUUGCAUAUAUCAUGAGCACAACAAACCUUUCUUGGAAAGAAGCACUAAAAGUUGUACGAGUUGGUCGAGCAGUUGCUAAUCCUAAUGUAGGCUUCCAACAACAGCUUCAGGAUUUUGAAUCAAGCCGUUUAGCUGAGGAGAGAAGAAGAUUAAGAGAACGAUUUCCAAGUCUAGCAUUAACAGCUUCAGAUGCUGAACUCUGCAGAGUCACUUUAAGAAAUUAUGAAACUUUGGCAUUAGCACGGGAAGUUUGUGAGGGAAAAUGUGCUAUGGGUAGACAGUGUCCUACGGGAUUGUGUAGGCAGCCAUCUAAAAGAACUUUGAGACGAAAAUCAUCAACGGGUAGUCAAAGUAGUACAGGCUCUGGAAGAACACCACCACAAACACCACGACUUUUGCCGUCCGCUCCACCAUCGCCUGCACUACCAAGAUCUGCAAGCGUUGUUUCUGCAUCAAGACCUAGAAGUGGUCCAGCUAGAUUUCAAACAUAUACUGGAGGAUCUGCUCCACCUUCACGAGCCGUAUCAAGAGGAGAUUUAUCGGCAGCAAUUGCUUGUAGUAGUGGAAGCAGCCUGAGUUUAAGUUCCAUUGGCCGAUCAACGCCAGUGACUUCAUAUACUCAAUCAUCAUCAUUGAGGAAUGCUAAUUGGAGAAUGAUGGCUGGAUCAGCUCCUGUAACACCAAGAACGACCCCUCCAGUAUCACCACAACACUGGCCCCGACGAAUGCAUAAUACUUCCCAUCAAUUACCUCUCACACCUGUCUCAGCAUCUUCAUCUAUAUCUGAAUCUUCAACUUCACUAACGUAACGAUAUUGAAGUUCUAAAUAGUCUUAGGUAAUAUUAAAUUAAAUUACGCCAUGGUUGUUUUUUUACUGCUGGUAUUUAGUAAACGGUGUUUACAACGCCGUUGUAAAAUAAAUUAGAUAGUCACUUCCAAUAUGACAUAGUAAUUUCGCUGGCGAAAUGUAGCUUUACUUGUUGGUCAUUCAAUCUUCAAAAAAUCAACAAAAAUGGAAAGUAUUAAUGGGAUAAUGGAAUAAAAUAUCAUCUUUGUCUA